This is a messenger RNA of Aspergillus niger, 582 nucleotides long. RefSeq lists its product as uncharacterized. The transcript has 3 exons. NCBI's taxonomy places the organism in Eukaryota, Fungi, Ascomycota, Eurotiomycetes, Eurotiales, Aspergillaceae. The record is from RefSeq and is a predicted model, not a curated record. Bases 1 to 582 code for a protein of 193 amino acids.
AUGGAGUUUUCCAAGUUGCUCGACUUGGAAAAUUACCCUUUUCAGUAUUCUUACCCUUGCGAUCCAAAACACUCGCCACCCGACAGAUUCUUUAGCCAGCUUCCCUUCCGCACCUCAAGGUUAAGAGAUGACUUUGUGGAACUUUCUGCAAGCUACGAUGGCGAUCUGGAAGGACAUGAUAUUUCAGGGAGGGGUCAUUACAUGCAUUGGUUGAUGCCUGAGUGCCCGCCGAGCUUGGCUGAUGCUGUAUUGAAAAUAUGUGAUGCGAGUAUCUUGUGGAAUGACCGAACGGGAAUGGUUUCCGGACUUUCCGAUCAGCAUACAGCGGAUAUACAGCUCGCCCUUAUCUCCCUCUUCAAACUAGGAAAGCCUGUUGUCGUUCCUGGAUUGGAAGAUAUGGAGGCUGGAUUACAACAUUUUGCUUCCCUUGACAAGUCAUACCUCGAGGACGUUUCCAGUCGCAUUCACGAAUUUACUAAGGCUCGAAGUUUGCCUAUUGAUAACCUCACACUUGACGCUUACAUAGAACAACGGAGCAUUGGUUUUGGGUUGAGGUUCGCUUGUUACCUUCGCAUUUCAUGA